Antechinus flavipes (yellow-footed antechinus) is the source of this 998-nucleotide messenger RNA. It is a transcript of the gene NOL3, whose product is annotated as nucleolar protein 3. Lineage: Eukaryota; Metazoa; Chordata; Mammalia; Dasyuromorphia; Dasyuridae. The record is from RefSeq and is a predicted model, not a curated record. Gene Ontology annotation, cellular component: mitochondrion. The coding region runs from base 112 to 783 and encodes 223 amino acids. Gene Ontology annotation, biological process: negative regulation of intrinsic apoptotic signaling pathway; negative regulation of release of cytochrome c from mitochondria; negative regulation of extrinsic apoptotic signaling pathway. Gene Ontology annotation, molecular function: death effector domain binding; death receptor binding; cysteine-type endopeptidase inhibitor activity involved in apoptotic process. The transcript has 4 exons.
CUCCCUUGUCCUGCACUCCCUGUAUAGCUUCUCCCGUUCCCCCCUCCGUUGCCUUCACUUCAGACUUUCUGCACAGUCAUCUCCCUUCUGAGCCAGAGACAUCAACCCGGGAUGGGCAACAUUCAACAAAGACCUUCAGAGUUGAUUCAACGGGAGCGGAGGCAGCUGAUAGAGGGCCUCAAAAAUGAUUCAGGUGUCCUACUGGAUGGGCUUCUGGCUCGAGGUAUCCUCACAGUGAGUGAAUAUGAGUCUCUGGAUGCCAUGGAUGACCCUGAACGCAUAGUGCGCCGGGUGCUUCUAAUAGUCCAAAAGAAGGGUGAGUUUGCUUGCCAGGAACUGCUGAAGUGUGCAGCUGAGAUCCGCCCUUAUGACUCCAGAGACCCCUUUUGGAAUUGGAAGCUUACACCACCAGCACAUGACUACCAUCACCACCGAAGCCAUGACUCAAGCUGUGGGGAUGACGGAAGGAAGGUUUCAUGUGGGGGUAUGUGCAUUGGGGUUCCUACCUCUACAGACAAGGAUGAGACUGAUGGUGUAGAAGGAUCACAGUUCUCAGAGGCAGCAGAAUUGGAUGCUCUUGAGGACCAAGAAUCUUCAAAAGAUCCAGAACCAGGCUCACAAACAUCAGAAAACGAUGGGUCGGUAAAUGAAAUUCUGGAAGAGCCAGAACUAGACACCCCAGAAAACAAUGACCUUCCAGAAUCGGAUCCAGAACUAGAGCCAGAACCAGAGCCAGAACCAGAUUAUGAAGAAGUAGUAGAAGACAAUGAAGAAGAUUCCUGAUGGAGUCAACUGAAAUGACCACUGCCCCAUCCUACCUGAUGUACCAGGGAGUGAGGUCAUCAUUGGGGUAUGAGAGUACUCAGGCUGGGGCACCCAGCCCCCUGAAUUCCUGCCCAGCUAAGACUUGGAGCGUGGGGUUGUUCCUAUUUGUCUUGAAUAAACUCAAUAAAGGUUCCAGAGAAGCACUGGAUUAAAAAUAUUGUUCACAAUAAAAA